Molecule: messenger RNA, 3008 nt
Organism: Rhopilema esculentum
Lineage: Eukaryota; Metazoa; Cnidaria; Scyphozoa; Rhizostomeae; Rhizostomatidae
Source: RefSeq, a predicted model, not a curated record
CUUUUUCAGACUGUCAUAGAUGCCAGGCAACAAUGAAAAAGGAACAUAACAACAAAAAGCCGGCGCAGCACUGUCGAGUAAAAAAAGCCAGGAAAACUUUCAUCCGUAAAGAAGCAGUUUGUUGCUUAUCAAGCAUCUGUUACUUGUAAUAGGGGCGUAAGUAAGCAAGGUUCAUGAAAAUAUCUCCUUUUGGAUUCCUACGAACGCAAAAUCGUAAAUCAACGAUAAUGGCCGUAACUGGAAAGCAGAAAAUUGGUAUCAUUCUUGUUAUUGUUGUUGCUGUUGCUGUUUGUGUUGCUCUGAUCUGUUCCGUGUAUUCAGAUCUUGAAUAUUACGAGAUGGGAUUUGUGAAAGACCGGUUCACGGGAAAAGUUGACAGAAGCAAGGUAUAUUUGGGUGGCCGCCAUUACAUUGGGAUCGGCAAGCUAUUCAAGAAAUUUCCAAAGAAUAUGCAGAUCUUGGACUUCAACCUGAGUGUUUUUAAUGCAGAAAAACUGGAGGUAUUUAUUUCUGGUGUCAUUCUGUAUGAGCUGAACAAGGACGAGCUGAAACACCUUCACGAUGCCUAUGAUCUUGGCUACAAACCUAUUGUUGAUAAGAUAGCCUUAGAAGCGGUGAAAAACGCUGCCCCAGUGUUUACAGUUCAAGAGUACCGUCUACAAAGAAGCAAAGUAGAGGCAGAGUUAUACGGAUCUGUGAAAAGGACGUUGCUAGGAACGUGCUGCCCGAAGUACAACGGAACAUUCGCUGCUGUUCCUGGAUGCAAAAAGUACGAAACAUGCAAUAUGGCAGAGAAGGGAAUGUUCUGCAUAGUAAAGAACUUCCAGCUCGAAGUUGUUAAAAUAACAAAAGACCAAGAAGACCGUUACCUGAGAAACGUGCUGGAACAAGAGAAGUUGCAAACAGAGCAGUACAAGCAACAAGAAAAGAUGGAGAGAAAGGUGACAGAGCAGUUGAAGACAAAAAUCUCAAACGAGGCCAACGAAGUAGCACAAAAAGCCAGCGCACAGUCUGCCUACAUCAAAGCCGCUGCACAGGCAUCUGCCAAAGCGAUCAAAGAAAACGCGCGGAAUUCUGGUCUACAGCUGAUUUACACAACGCUGAACAUCACCAACGAGACUAACAAAAAGUCACUUGAUUAUUUGAGAACAUUGCUCAAUCACAAAACAGGGAUGUUUUAUGUUGGAUUUUCAACUCUUAUUGGAAGGGAAGGAAAUACGUAGGGUAUCACAUGACAACGGAGCCAGUCAUGUUUGCAACUGUCCAGAGUUAAAAAUUGGUUAAAUAAAAAACUCUUCGUUUUCGUUAGCUUCAGCCCAGCUUCAUUCCAUCCCUAGUCGAUUUGUAUGAUAUUUUAAGGAAAAAAUGCAAGAAUUUACACGUGUUAAAAGUGUUCGGAUCUAGAACCUAGUGGUCCUUUGAAAUCGAUCUUCGUAUCUACUCUCUGAAAAGAUCGCUCUGAAUACGUGUAAAUUACGUAAUUGAUGUAUAACCUUAUUAUUUUGAAAUCUUCAAAUCAAUUUUAGACCGAGGAAACCAGCAGGAAGUUGUAUCAAAUGAGACCGGCCGCUUGCUUUUUUUCAACUCUGGUAACCAAUUGGCCCGUAAAUAAAUGAUUUCAAGUGGAAUGUAGUGUUAAGCUUAUAGAAUGAGAUGCAUUCAAAGCAAGGGUUUAAACCCAUUAUAAUUACAUGUAUGCAGGUAUCGUCUUAAUAUGAAGCGAGAACUUUUGGGUGUAUCAGCGAACAGCUCUAGAUUUUAUUGGAAAUAAACUUUAACCUGAUUUAUUUUCGGUCGGAAUUUCAUUUUGAGCCAUGUAUAAAUUUUUCUGUGGGCUUGAUAUAUUUACCUCCCUGUAUCCUUGCACGUUCAAUAUCACCCCAUAAAUUCGUAAGCGCUACAAGUCCACGGGCUGUUAAAGCAUCUAAUCAUUGCUUGUCAACGAAUAAUCAAAUUAUGUUUUAUAUAUAUAUAUAUGUUAUAUAUAUAUAUGUUUUAUGUAAAAAAGGUUUAUAUAUGUUUUAUGUGUUAUUUGUUUAUAUAUAUACCUACUUAUAAACUAUUAAUCUACCUGGAGGCAUCUAUUCUAUAAUCUAUAUAUAAACCUUUUCGUCUUUUAUUUCACGCUAGACCGUACUCAGUAAAGUAAACAUUUGUUUCAUAAGUAACAAGGUUUUAUAACUUGUAAAUUUAUUCGGCCUGUUGACUCUGUCAGAGGUCUAUAUUGGUUGAAGAAAACUGCAUAACUAUUUCCUCUUUAACUUGGUUUGGUUCAAUUGAUCCUUUUUCCUAGGUUGGUUCAUCUGUGGCUCAUUAUAGGGAAGAUUUCCAUAGUUUCAAUAUUAGCCACAUAUUUAAUUUUGCUUAAAGAGCGGAAAUCAAAAUAAGACGGACAGUAAAUCGAGAAACGAAAUGUGAAACACUUACAAAGGACUCCUUCUAAAGCAGAUAAAUCUAAACCGGACAGCUAAUAAAUCAAUUUUUGACAUAUGAUACUAAAUCAUAAUUAAUCAAUGUAAAGUCUUGAUUUUUGAUCUUUAUUUCCAUCACAUGUCAUAUUUCCUUCAUAAACCACAUGCAUUUCAUUUUUGAUUAUUGGAUCCUAAAUGUCCAUGUAGGCAGGACAAGCUCGAACAAAAGAAUAAAUUGUAUUUAAUGCUCACUAUAAAUCACUCUUUGUCGUUCCAAUCCCAACCCCAGGUUCCUCCAGCGUACUUUAGGUUUCCUAACUUACGUAUAGUGGACACUUUUUUGGAACGAAUGGUGGCCGCUUUAUAGAGAUUUUACUGUACCUUGUUUCUGGUUCUGUUUGGUUCUUAGAAUCUACAUUAGUACAUAGUAGUGGAUUUGAUUUAUAUUGGAACAUAUUUUCUUUUUUGACUAUUUGAAAAAAGACAGUAUAUAUGUUCAAAUGGCAAAACCUAUAAGACAUGGUUUUGUUGGCUAUCAAGGAAUGAAGACAAAAUAGCACUUCCAAUGAAAAGCAGUUUUAAAUACAAAUAUUAGAA